UCAUUCAACGUGUCCCCUCCAAUGAAAGACCUCAAAAUUGCCAAAUCAUGCGACCCUUCUCUCUAAAUCUCUCUCUCUCCCCUGUUCCAGCCAGUCUUUAUUUUCCUUCCCAACUCUCGCAUUGUUUCUUCUCCUUUUCCCCCUUUUCCCUCUCCCCUCUAAAUUCAUUGAAGCAAUUCCAGGCUGCCGAACAAUUUGGGUGAAACUCAAUUAAAGAACCCAUUUCAAAAAUGCAUUCAUUUGGGUUCAGAGCCAACGCUUUGCUGACCUUCGCCGCCACCAUUCUCGCCGUCAUUUGUGCUUUGGCUUCCUUUUCCGAUACCCUCAAUUCCCCUUCACCCACUGCACAAGUUCAGGUUCUGAGCAUCAAUUGGUUUCAAAAUCAACCCAAUGGAAAUGAUGAGGUUAGCAUGACUUUAAACAUAUCAGCGGACUUGCAGUCAUUAUUUACGUGGAAUACAAAGCAGGUUUUUGUGUUUCUUGCUGCUGAAUAUGAAACCCCAUCGAACUCCUUGAAUCAGAUCUCACUUUGGGACGGUAUCGUACCUUCCAAAGAGAUUGCAAAGUUUCAAAUCCAUACAUCAAACAAGUAUCGCUUUGUUGAUCAGGGAAGCAAUCUGAGAGGUAAAGAGUUUAACUUGACGUUGCAUUGGCAUGUGAUGCCAAAGACAGGCAAGAUGUUCGCAGAUAAAUUGGUGAUGUCUGGAUAUCGUUUGCCACAAGAAUAUAGAUGAGAAAAUUUCUCCAUUGAUUGUAAUUUCUGAACUAAACCUUACAAUAGGCUUUAGCAUCAGCAGCUUAAUCAACAAUAUUACAAACACUGAACAUUUCAUGAAUGGAAUAGGAAGAGGAGGAAUUUUGUGUAUUCCAUUUUUUCACGAAUUCGUCAGGGUUUUAAAUGAAUUGAGAUAUGAUACAGUUUGGUUUUUAUUUU
Messenger RNA from Cucumis melo (muskmelon), 934 nucleotides. Its product is annotated as signal peptidase complex subunit 3B. Bases 231 to 734 code for a protein of 167 amino acids. Gene Ontology annotation, biological process: protein targeting to ER. The record is from RefSeq and is a predicted model, not a curated record. Lineage: Eukaryota; Viridiplantae; Streptophyta; Magnoliopsida; Cucurbitales; Cucurbitaceae. Gene Ontology annotation, cellular component: membrane; signal peptidase complex. The transcript is spliced from 6 exons.